This is a messenger RNA of Conger conger (European conger), 1298 nucleotides long. RefSeq lists its product as uncharacterized. The record is from RefSeq and is a predicted model, not a curated record. The coding region runs from base 360 to 1298 and encodes 312 amino acids. The transcript is spliced from 9 exons. Lineage: Eukaryota; Metazoa; Chordata; Actinopteri; Anguilliformes; Congridae.
UGAAGCCUGACUACAACAGUUUGCAUGACCCACACCUCCGUGAUUACUAUCACAGGAGGGACCUGAAUGACAGGCUAAAAAAAGGGAACUUCAUUACAGCAGACAAUGAGGUGAUAUGCUCUUUGAAGGACUACAAUACUUAUGAGGUUUACCUUGAAUGUCUCAAAGCAGUUGCAGACAAAACCUACCAUGAAAAACACAGUGGCAAGCUGCGGAAGUUUAUUGAGCUUCAGGAAAAGGGCCUCAUCCCAGCGAAACUGAGCUUUGCUGAAAUUGAGGCUCUUCUAGGGAAAAAUUCACAAGCGAAGCUCAAGGAUGACUGUCGGCAAAGCAAGGAGUGUCUCUACAGAGCGCUGGACAUGGAGAAGUUCAAGGAGGAGGAUCGUGCACGACUGAUGAUGUUUGAGAAUCAGUACAGGCAUGAACAUAAGAGGGAGAAGUAUCUGAAAGAUGGCCAAGAGCAGAGGGACAGGAAGAAACAAGCUUCAAUGGAAAAGAAGAGCGCCAGGCAGCAGAAGAAAAUUAUGAUGGAGUCUUGGGUGGUGAUGGAGGUGUGCACUGAAGGUCCUGCACGAGGGGAACGUGUGUGCCUACACCCAGGGAAACCAUGCGCCGACUAUCUGGAGCCAAACCCUGAAACAGCAGGCUCACCUGGACACAGUGCAUGUAAAACUGAUCGGGCUUCAGUGGACAACCGGGAGCAGACGGUUGUGGUGGAAUCUGAGAUAGUGAAUGAGGUGCAGCCUGAAGAUACCAAGCUAGGGGAACACCAGCGACUACUGCCAGCAAGACCGCACAUGAAGCAUCCGGAUCCGCACACUGAUACAACAAACUUGCAUGGACACCAGGCAUGUAAGGUGGACCAGAAACAAGCUUCAGUGCUGCGAGAAUGUGCCAUCCAGAAGAAAAAGUCCCAAGGGAAGAUAAUACUCACUGAGGAAUCCAAGAGAAUAGAGGAAUGUGUUAAUGAUACUGGGAACCCAGAUGAGAAAUUUCCGGAAGCACCAUGGCAGAAGCACCAGCCCCGGAGCUCCCAGCCAGAGAGACUGUGCACCGAGCUUCCAGCUUUGCAGUCCAGUCUCGCAAAAAUAUAUGGAAACAAGGGAAUUAGAGUGGAUCAGAGAGUGAAGAGCUUCCAAACCCGAGAGAAGGUGCGCUCCGUUGGGACAGAGGAGGCUGAGAGAGACGGGGAGGGAGGGAAUGAGAUUUCUUGCUACCCAAUCCCCCUUUUCCCCAGGGAGCGCGAGCCUUCCCUGGUCCAUCCCUGCCUCUUGUUUGGUCUCCAAGAUCCCGGCUGA